Exophiala viscosa is the source of this 1071-nucleotide messenger RNA. RefSeq lists its product as uncharacterized. The coding region runs from base 122 to 682 and encodes 186 amino acids. The record is from RefSeq and is a predicted model, not a curated record. Lineage: Eukaryota; Fungi; Ascomycota; Eurotiomycetes; Chaetothyriales; Herpotrichiellaceae. The transcript has a single exon.
CUUAUUCUGCUGCAGGCCUACCUGUUCCUUCAGUCUGUAACUUCAGCAUUGAUCCUUGUCACCUCGACGCUUCUCCGACCCAUCAAAAACAGGUGCUUGACGAUCCUGGCACGGCCGAAAGAUGGAGUCGAAGCUGUCGAGUUUGCACAUAGAUCUGCCGCCAGCGUCUGCCCUGAAGUUGAAAAGCUCCACUAAGCAAGAGGAAGUGGCCGACUCCUGGGAAGAUGAAGAAGACUUAACGUCUCCAGUCGAUUGGGAUGAAACGCCAACCGAAGGGCCAGGGCCUUCCUUAAAGCCCGUAAAAUCAUCAGAUCCAGCGCUGAAACCUCCACCUCCAACACCUAUAUCGCCGCAAGGGACCAGCGGGCAGUAUAUAGACUGGGCUCCAGCUCAAGUUCUGGGAGGAGGGCGCCCGAGACCACAUAGCCCACCGACAGCCUCGACCCAGACAGAAUCCGAUCGAGAGCGAGAGCGGCGUAGGCCAGAGAAGACCACGGCGACUGCGAGCCGACUCAUCGCUGCAGGAUUGGGCAUGAAAGUCCCGAAGAAGACUGACGAGCAGAGGCAGUACGACCGUGCUAUCAGAGAACAAGAAGUUCGGCGAAAGAACAAGGAAAAGGAAGAUAGGGAAAGACAAAAAGAGGCAGAUGAGAAACUGAAGGCGAAUAUGUGGGAUGGUUGAUUAUGGGUUUCUGUCUCUGUUGCCUGCUGUUCGUGGUACACUUGUGACCGGGUGCACCAUAUGACACGGCCUACCAUGCAGGAUUAACAAAAGGCGGUGAUGGGGUUCGUUUGCAGUUUCCGCAUACUCGAUCAGAGCAAAAAGUAUCAUAACCAUUUUUAUGGUCUUGUACGAUGAUCUCAAUGCUCGGUAUCUUGCUCAGGCCCGGACUGAAGUACAUUCGCUUCUGCUAAAUGGACUCCAUGAGCCAGCAAUUCCAGCAAUCUACCCUCAAACCCUGGGGAAUGCCCGUUCACCACCAUAAUCGAUCCAUUGCAUCUGAGACCGUUGAUCAAGUAGCGUUGCCAUAACGCCGACCAAGAUCCCUCCCAACUAGGUGCAUCCAGGCG